Messenger RNA from Fonsecaea multimorphosa CBS 102226, 744 nucleotides. RefSeq lists its product as uncharacterized. Gene Ontology annotation, molecular function: acyltransferase activity, transferring groups other than amino-acyl groups. Bases 1 to 744 code for a protein of 247 amino acids. The transcript has a single exon. NCBI's taxonomy places the organism in Eukaryota, Fungi, Ascomycota, Eurotiomycetes, Chaetothyriales, Herpotrichiellaceae. The record is from RefSeq and is a predicted model, not a curated record.
AUGCUUGUUCAGCACCAACAACCAGUUGCUCUCCCAACAUCACCACCAACUGCUUCUUCUGCAACUUCAGAAUAUCUAGAUUACCCUUACAAUGCUCAUAUCCCUUCACCUGCAGCUGUUCAGCUACGAUCCAAACCGGUAGAUGUCGACUCUCUGCCACCAAGAACGAAGCCAACAAUCACUAUUCGACCAGCAACACUCGCCGACGCACCGGCAAUUGCACGGUUGGGUUCAACUGUCUUCUCGACGGCCUUUGGCUUCAGUAUUCCCACAAACGAUCUGAACGCCUACCUGACCGAGGCGUACAGUGUUGAGACUAUCGAAGAGUACAUUCGGUGUGCGACGAAGCAUAUUCUCGUUGCAUGCUCCAAUAACUCCUCCAUUUCCAACGCCCCAACAGUCGAUGGUGACGCCGACUGCGGGCAGGAGGAAAUCAUCGGCUUCGCCCAACUGUCAGAAGGCACCUCAGAGCCCUGCAUUUCCGAUAUCAAGUCCGUGGUUGAACUGCAGCGCUUGUACGUCUCGACAAGAUUCCAUGGUAAUGGAGUCGGAAAGCUCCUGGCGAGCCAAAUCGAAUGCAUAGCCAGGCGUCUGGGUUACAAGAGAUUGUGGUUGGGUGUCUGGGAAGGAAACUUCCGGGCCCAGAAGAUCUACGAAGGAUGGGGGUUUGUGAAAGUCGGGGACCGUGAAUUCAAGAUGGGCAAAUGCAUUCAGAUAGGUUGGAUCAUGUUGAAGGAUUUGUGA